Messenger RNA from Dermacentor albipictus, 2704 nucleotides. RefSeq lists its product as uncharacterized. The record is from RefSeq and is a predicted model, not a curated record. NCBI's taxonomy places the organism in Eukaryota, Metazoa, Arthropoda, Arachnida, Ixodida, Ixodidae. Gene Ontology annotation, molecular function: serine-type endopeptidase activity.
CCACCAGCUUCAGAGCAAACGUGGACGCGAAUUCCUCGAGGCCAGUGCGAACAAGACGGUUGUUCCGUAUAGUGAGCCUACUUCAGCGGAAUUUGAUUGAGCCGGGAUGGACUCUAAACACGACGACUACUGCCUGCCAGCCAAAGGCGAAGCUGAAGGCAUUCGCGUCGAUGUCCCACCGCUGGCAGGCGCGCAGGUUGCCAUUGUCGAGUGUCCAGAGACGGGAUCAUUAACUGCACAGAAAGACUUGCGACUUCAGGACUGCGGAUUCUCUGGAACACCACUAGGCGUUUCUGCAUUGGCAAAGGACGUACCAUCACCGAGAGGACGGCAGACUGAAACCGUAGAUGCGUCAAAACCAAUGCCGAACUGCCAUUCUCUAGUCGAACCGGUAGCUCGUCAUUCGGUGCCGCCAACCGUCGGUUACAAAUCCCUGUCUCGCCAGGUUUCACCAGCAAGGCGAGACCAACCGAAAACAGUAUCGAUGUCGAAGCCUUCCAACUCAACUUUGCGACCGCGUUCUCGAAGCCUUCCGCGAGUUCCCUCGAUGUCGGAGUGCCAGGAUACGCCGCUACUUGUUACGGAAUUCUCGGAUCCCUUCGGCGACGUCGCGUGGCCCGCGAGUCCCCAGAGCGACGCGAGGCAGUCGCAGCUCGCCGAAGUGACUCCAUCACCGGCGAUAAGGAACACGCAGUGCGGAAGCACAGAAACGUUCUCCGCAGCGGCCGAGCUGAGAAAUGAGUCCCAGUCCGUGAUUCAGCAGUUAGACGAACUGGCGGUGCCGGUUCUGGAAUCACGUGGUACGCUCGUUCCGAGGUCACUGGGGCCGCGACGCGAGACCCCCAGGCCUCCGUUCGACGAGACACCGGAGGCCACCGCAGACGCGUCGUCGGCCGAGAGGUCCGACUCGGUUCUCACCGCCGGAUCGGUCGCCGCCGACCGGGCUCCCGGACAGGACGACGCCCGCCACACGUCCUUGCUGGCCGAGGCCUACGCCGAAGACCCGUACGCCGCCGCUCGCGUCCCGUGGGCCACUCUCGCCGUGAUCUGGAUGCAGGUGCUGGCCCACUGGAACUUCCUGCACCGGCACCAUCCCGAACGGUGCGCCAGCGUCAACACCAUCCUGCUCGCGGGACAGUGGGGGCGCGUGGCCUACGCGGCCUUCCACCACGCCGACGUCGAUCAGCUCUCGUUCGGCGCGCUGUUCUUCUUCUUCAAGGGUCUCCUACUCGAGGCCGCUCUGGGUCCGGCGCACUUCGUCGCACUCCUGGCCGUUGUCGUGGUCCUCGUGGGACUCGUCAACACGUCCUAUCUCUUUGUCGUCUGCCAUCUGACCGACGAGCCUUCGGUUUGCGCGACGUGCAUGCACACGUUCGCCGGCGUCGUGGUGGCACUGGACAUGGUCAUUCGGAGCUACCUCGACGACUCGACGGUCUACUACGGAGACCGCCAGUUCGGAAUGAGGCCGUUCCUGUACUCUCUGUUCGAACUCGUGCUGCUGUCCUUCUGUUCGGAGAAGAACUCGAUCCCGAUAAUGAGCGGAUAUUUGGUGGGCAUCUUCUUAUGUGACACAAGGCUGGGAGGCCUCAUAGUCAGGAUUCCGAACCCUCGGAGGCAGAUAUACCUCUGCGUCGUUCCCAACGCACCAGUCACGUAUCUAUUCGUCGUGGCGCUCGUCUUCGCCUUCUUGUGCGGGCCCUACCCGGACACUUGGGCCGCGGCCGAGUCGACAUUGACUUUUCGCUACCCCGUCUGGAAACCGCCCCUUCUGUCGGCGCUGUACCUUGAAAACGUCUACCAGGUGACCUACGUCGGCCUGUCUCUUUUGGCGGUGGGCACAGACCUCGAACGUGACCUUGGCCACUUCAGUUUUCUCUGCCUGGCUUCCGGGUUGCUGUCCGCCGGGCACCACCUCCCGCGCGGCCUGUCCUGGAUCGCGUGCAAGUACGCGGUCGCCUCCGGAGAAGGCGUCGUCCCAGCCCCGGCGCCGUACCUGUCCGUCCCAUCGUCCGGCUGCACUCUGAUCGGCACCUUGCUGGCCCUGAAGACCGUCCACUACAGGAAGCACCGCGACGGCCGCGGCUACCAGAUGGCGUCGUUCGACAUCCCGGUGCCCUUCUGGACGGGCGCCCUGCUGGAGCUGGCGCACUUGCGUUUGUUCAUCGCGGGCAGUUCCACCGCCGCCCACGUCUCGGGAAUUCUCGCGGGCCUCGCCGUGGCUCACUGCGGCGACGGCUGCGGCCUCUUGAGCCGCGUCUGGAACGCGAGUCGGCGCCCUUCGACCCGCAGCGUCGUUUCGGACGAGGAAGACCGUCCGACGUCGCCGUUUGGCCUGUGGUGUCAACUCUGCGACGCCCGCACCGCUUCGCCGACCGCUUACUGGGUGCCCGAGACGGAUUCGUACCGAGAUACCGAAGUCCUCGCGGAAGACGAUACUGCCCUCGAAGACGAAAUGUAGCUCUGUACGUCGACGCCACGGUGCAACAGUCGUUCACGUUUCAUCCAUGCGUUAGGCCCUGCAAGGUUGUCAGCGGUGUAAACAGCGUAGGAACACCUUGGCGCAUGCGCGUCUCAUGCGCCAUUUCUCGUGCACCGCAGUGGUAUUGAACGCGUGCUACCAAACUAUAACAGGUUGCAGUGUGUUUCUCUCCGACAGUGUCUUUUUUUCUUUUUACAGAAAUCAUAUUUUGAUUUCAUUCAACUA